Sphaeroforma arctica JP610 is the source of this 2526-nucleotide messenger RNA. RefSeq lists its product as hypothetical. Gene Ontology annotation, molecular function: RNA binding. Gene Ontology annotation, cellular component: nucleus. The transcript has 9 exons. NCBI's taxonomy places the organism in Eukaryota, Ichthyosporea, Ichthyophonida. Bases 1 to 2316 code for a protein of 771 amino acids. The record is from RefSeq and is a predicted model, not a curated record.
AUGAGCGACCGAGUUCUGGUGGAAAGUAGGUUCAGCCAGGCUCGCGAUGGACCUGAAAGCAUGGCAGCUGUUGACGAACAUACCUACGCGCCUCGACCGGUCUUGAGCAUCACAUACAAGCCUAAGAAUGAUUUCUUCGGUAUUGGGUUCAAGCCUCUUGCGGGAUCCAUGGCGGGGGUGCCGAAGUCGCAGGGAUUAGUAUCCAAAGCUGCCGACGGUACCACAUUGCCCCGAGGGCAUGCGUUUGGCACAGGCGCUCUAGAUGAUGACGAUGAUGAUGACGAUGUGUACAGUCGGAGUGAUCUUUCGAUGUACGAUCAAGUGCUGGGUGCGAGUGACGCCAUCGCCAAAUCGAGGACGAAACAUUCGACAAUACAAGAUGCUACAGCCCGCAAUACCACUGAUGUGGCACUCUGCUACGAUAAGCGAUUGCCCUUGGACGGCUUUGAUAUCGUCCCGCAAUCGUCCGUGGAGAUAACGGCAUGGUUCCCAGCGCCCCCCGUGCCUUCCGAUUUUGUACCCAAUCCUAUCCGUGCCAAAACUGCCGCACUAAUGAAUGACCUUGGAACCUUGACAUCACGACAAAGAGGCGAUCUGUUGGGCGACACAGCGGAUGGGAGUGGGCAAUCAGGCAAGUCAGUAUGGGCGUUUGUAACGCCCCAAGAACGUCUGCGGAUCAAAACACAGGCCGCUUCCACUGCCGACAUCCCAGCCAAACCCGAGUCUGGGUCUUCUGCGGCCGAGCCAAAGCUGAGUCACAGCACGAAGCACAGUGCGAUAGCUACUGCUGAGGCUAAGCAACCCUUGCCACCAACUGGACCCCCACCGCCACUGCAGGCGCCAAUCGGACCACCGCCGACGGUGGCAGAUAAUGGGUUCAUUCAUCCGUCACGAAGGAUGCCUGGCUCUAUACCUACACACACGCCCAGCUCUACUAGACACACACCCAUCCCUAUCUCUGUAAAGGAUAUUCCUGUGCCCAUAAAGAACACGCAUACUAUGCCUGCCAAGCCACCCAGGGGAGCUAGCAGAUGGGCGUCUGCAGCGACGGCUGUGGACAGUACUGUGGGGAGUGUUCAGGUGCAGGGGAAAGGUACCGAACUUCCACAGAGAGAGGCGAAGACGAUUGACUUGGUCACCGAUGCGUUAAGACCCGAAGCGGCGCAGGCGGCGCUCAACAGUUUGUUCAAUCCGUUUCCGAAUGACCCGCUCAAGUGGGAGCGGUACAGCAUAUUCCUGAGGAUACACACAGAAAAGAGUGCUGAAGAAGUUGUGCUCGCCAGUAUAGCACGGCAUGUGACGGAAUGGGUGCCUGACAAACUACUCUGCCGUAGAAUGGGUAUCCACCUCGCGUCACAGGAAGCCAUUAUACCUGAAGCGCCCAUCAAGAAAGGCAUCUCAUUCCGAGAGGUGGACCCGUCGUACCGUAAUGUACCGCUAUCUCCUCACAUCAAAGAGGAGAGCGAGACACAUGGGGCACCCAGUGUCGAUGCAGCCGGUGUCAAGGCAGAGCAGGUGGACGCAGAGUUGGACGACCCUACCCCAGCCCCCGUCAAGCCGCCUAAGGAUCUGUUCUCAGCCGUGUUUGGCGACGACUCGGAGAGCGACUCUGACGCGGAAAGCAACGCGGAUGAGACGAUCGAGAAACACACAGUGAAAGUAGAGCCGGGUUUAAAAAUAGAACAGAACCCGUCGGCGAGCAUUGCAAAGGCCGCUGUAGAUAGGGGGAUUAUUGGCCCCUCUAUGCCCCCUUCAAUCCCUUCUAUUGCCCCCUCAAUGGAUGCCAUAGCUGUCGUGGAUACGCAGAUGGCUGUGACCGCAAAACACAACGAGCAGCCGAUAUUGCUCGGCCGUCUUAAAGGGCUGGCAGAACGAGGCAUUGGUGGAGUGGCAAGUAUACCUUCCGAGGCCCCACAGACACCACCCCGUCACGUGUUCGCGUUACGAUCAAAACAUGUGGGUAAGCCGUUAGACGGCAGCCUACACAAUACGUCCAGUGACAGUUACAGCGACAGUAGCUCAGCUGAUGCUUGGACUAGCGGGGGUGAAGAGGGGCCACGAAGGGGGUCUACAGGGGGCCGGAAAAGGGGGGUGGAUAGGAGGAGUAAGGAGAACAUAUCGAGAAAAGACGACAGGAGUAGUAAAAAGCGUAAGCGGAGGCGGGAGGAGGAGAAGGAGAGGGAACGCAAACGGAGACGCAAAAAGAAGAAACGUAGAAACGAGGACAAAGAUAGAAGCCACAAGGAGAAGAGGAGCAAAGACAAAGACAGGGAUAGAAGUAACGACAAGCGCAAACACCGUCGCCAUCCGAAGUAGCAGGUUUGAAGUGUAUACAUGCGACAACCCUAAACCCACAACCCUAAAACGUGUAUUUAGUGUAAACCCAAGUCUGAACGUAUUGAGAAUGCAAUCGAUUGCAUCACAACGCGCUGGAAACAUGCUGUGCAGAGCCGGCGAGCAGUCGAAUUAGUUGUCCAUACAUUAACGCAAAUGUCAGCGGAUUUAGGAAUAAACGAGUCGACCGUG